This is a messenger RNA of Bipolaris zeicola 26-R-13, 1020 nucleotides long. RefSeq lists its product as uncharacterized. The record is from RefSeq and is a predicted model, not a curated record. Gene Ontology annotation, molecular function: dioxygenase activity. NCBI's taxonomy places the organism in Eukaryota, Fungi, Ascomycota, Dothideomycetes, Pleosporales, Pleosporaceae. The transcript has 3 exons. The coding region runs from base 1 to 1020 and encodes 339 amino acids.
AUGACUGAGGUCUUGUCGACCACACAGGCCCCACGUCUGAAUGGUGAAGACGACUCUCUAGAGAAGCUGCUCUCCGACGUCCAAAAGCAUGCCGUUUCACCACUCUGGACCCAAAUGAAGAGGUUGAACCCUCCACUGCCCAACCCCCAAGCAAUCCCUCAUCUAUGGAAGUACAAGGAGAUCCGGCCAGACUUGCUGCGAGCAGGAAAGUUGGUGACGGAGAAGCAAGCUGAGAGGCGGGUAUUGAUGCUAGUGAAUCCUAACAAGGAAGCACCAUUCACCACCGACACCAUCUACGCCGGCCUCCAACUCGUCAUGCCCAACGAAACCGCCCCGGCCCACCGCCACACUGCCUUCGCCAUGCGCUUCAUCAUCGAAGGCGAAGGCGGCUUCACCGCCAUCCAUGGCCGCCGCGUAAACAUGAAGCGCGGCGACGUUAUUCUAACCCCGACCUGGAAUUGGCACGACCACGGCAAGGACGGCUCUGGCCCUAUGAUCUGGCUUGACGGACUUGAUCUCCCUAACUUCGUCCAUUUCCCAGUGCAUUUUGUAGAGCAUCACACUGCGGCAAGGUAUCCAGCGGAGAACGUGGAUUCGAAUACUUCACCGAUUGUGUUUCCGUGGGCGAGGAUGGUAGAGAAUUUGGAUAAGGCGCCGGGGAAGUGGGUUUCGUUGCCGUACCUUCAGGCCAAUGGAACAGAGGUGAGCAGAAUACUCGGCGGUUCAGCGGAGCGGCUUAACGCAGGGGAGAGUUCUCCGCCAGUGCGGGAGACAGCUUCUUCGGUCUACCAUGUUGUUGAAGGAUCAGGGUACACAGAGGUAGAAGGUAAGAAGUUAACUUGGGAGCGUGGAGAUACUUUCUGCAUCCCAUCAUGGCAUAAGUAUCAGCACUUUGCUUCGGAUGGGCAGACGGUGUAUCUCUAUCGCUUCGAUGACAAGCCGAUGCUGAAGGCAUUGGGAUUCUAUCGCGUGGAAGGAAGUGAUACGGACGCUUUGGCUUCGUCGUGGACAGCGUUGUAG